AUGAGUCAUUGGCUGUCAUUUUGCACGCAAGCAGUGAUACUGGAAGUUAUCAAACCGGUCAAUGCCGGAGGACACACGCUGCAGCGUAUUGUUUUUAAAGUCCUAGGAAAACGAUCAAGAAAUAUUGAUUAUAUGCCAGCGGUUCAGAUUCAGUCGGCGGUUGGACAGCAUACUGGUGGUACUACAACUACUCUAAGUACUGCUAUUGCUGUCGGUGGUACACCACUGAUUUCAACACCAGUUUUGGAUGAAGGUUUCACUGGCCGCUUGAUUGAAGCUGUGAAAGCACAACCGUGUUUAUAUAAUCCUAAUCAUGAACAUUAUGGGAACAAACAUUCUAGUGCGCAGUACAGAAUUCAAGUGUGGCAGAAACUACGUGCUGAACUCGGAUUCAAAGAUGACGCGCACGCGUUACAAAUGCAAUGGAAGAGAAUACGCGAUCGGUACGUACGUGAGCGGAGGAAACGACGAAAUGCUGAUUCGGGUGAAAAUAAUCAGGAUUCCCUUAUCACCAAUCGUGAACGUCAUGCGUCAGGUGGUUCUAAUUGUUCUACUUCAAGCAGUGCCGUUAAUAUGAACAUGUCACCUUCCUCACGACAGUUUACCGAAAUGAUGCGGUGGAUUGAACCAUUUUUAGUUGACAACAUGACAAGUAAUCUUCAUUCUACAUCUACAUCUGUUGGUGCAGUUGCAAGUUCUUCAAGCAUGCAACAUCAGCAGAUUCAAAAUCUUACUUCACAACAAUCUAACAGCAGUCAAGGUCAGAAUGGUAACACCCUGGCAGUGAUUGCGCCAACAGGAAUCAGUAAUACUGGAACAUAUUUUGUACAGUACAAUGUUGUAGGCAAUGUCAAGCAAGAAACUUCUAGUCAAGGAACGUCUGUUAGUUCUGCAGAUGGUAUAACUGUAAGCAGUUAUCAACAAAGCAGUCAGCUCCAAAUGGUAAACACACAGGUUUCUUGUGAGUACAAUGCUUUGCGAGAUCAUGAAUUAUCGAAUGGAUCGAACGGUGACAGGAAUACGAAUGCCAUCUCAACAUCUGCCACAGAUAACGGGAGUCCGUGUUCGUCGACAGCAAGUAGUGAAAUAGACGUUGGAACAUCCGCAACGACAACUUCACAUUCUUGUCAACAGCAAGUUGUUUUGCAACAGCGUCAGCGACAGCCGCUAAGUCAGCAUCCGUCGAGUAUGGUAGUAUUGACUGCCGUUCAAUCGCAGCAGAUGGCAUCAUCUCAACAACAACACCAGCAACAACCCAUCUUGUUACCUAAAGUAGAACCAAAAUCAAGAAUAGGACAGCAGUUACAAACGGCCGAUGGUGGAGUGGUAACAGUCACCGCACGAGGUGUAGCACCGGUGACUAGUGUAAUUAAAAAGGACGUUAACGUCAGGACAAAUGAUGGUGGCACUGUGACAAUGAUCAUUGAUCCGACAACUUUUUACCAGCACGGGUCACAAAAAAUGUAUCGAUUGGUGAAUGUGUCAGAAUUGAAUACCGAUACAGUAUCAGCUAAUAACGGCAUGUCUACAGUUUGUAGUGAAUUGAAGAUAAUGGGUAUUCCACAACGUAGAAAACGUGUUGCAGCGGUUAGUGUACAGGGAAUAUCAAAUGGCCGUGGACAGUUAGGCGAUGAAGUUAUUCUAGAGGAUGGAAUUUCCGAAAAAACUGUUACUAUUGACCAAGGAACAGUACCGGGGAAUGAGAAGUUAAUUAUGGAUCAACGCUCCGCUGCUACAAUUGCGGGAGGCACAAAUGUAGUCUUGGGUCAUAACGUACAACAACAACAGCAACCUUCAUUUUUACCGCUACGACAACAGGCUGGGCAUCGAUUCGUGACACAAGCUGUUUUAGUCGAGCAUCCACAUUAUGCUGUAUUACCAAGCCAGUCGUUGCAAGAAGAACAUGAUGCUAAUCUUGCAUUCGCCAAUUCAAUAGCAAAUUAUUUAUCAAGGCUAAAUGAGGAUGAGAAGGCAGUGGCGAAAAUGAAUAUUCAGCGGAUACUUAUGGAUGCACGUUUUGGUUUGGGUGCUUGCGCACGAAUGAUUCAUGAUGAAGAAUUGAAUGAAGCUACUGCUGCAGCUGUGGUGAGCACUGCUUCCCACGAUGUUGUUUCGGCGCGGCAGCAUGUUGACGGUACUUCACGACGACUAAAUUGA
Acanthocheilonema viteae is the source of this 2157-nucleotide messenger RNA. The record is from the annotation of a GenBank genome assembly. Lineage: Eukaryota; Metazoa; Nematoda; Chromadorea; Rhabditida; Onchocercidae.